AUGACGCUGUCAACAUUCGCUGAAUUUGGCAUGGUGAUCCAUUUCUUCAAGAUGGGGGUGCAAAUUGAUCCCAGGCAAAUCUUGAAGAUUGAAAAGCAAGCAAUAGUGAUUGGUGUAGUUGGUCACGUAUCUUCUUUAGCAUUUAGUGGUGUGGUUUUGAAUAUUAUUGGAUCACUAUACCCAGAAGAAAAUAGAGACCCUAGUGUUCGCGUUUUACUGUUGACAUCUUCUGUGAGUACAUUUCCUGUUGUUAGUGCCUUUCUAACUGAGAUGAAUAUCAUUAAUUCAGAGGUUGGACGCAUAGCUGUGUCCACUUCUCUGGUUAGUGAUUCAUGCAUGUGGGUAUUAUAUUUUGUGCUCAUCAAUGGCACCAUAGCGAUUCGACAAGAAACAUAUAAACCUAUUACAGAAAUGAUAGUGUCGGUUUCUUAUUUCGCCAUUUUGUUCUUCCUUCUGAGGCCAUUGGUUAUAUGGAUCUCAAAUCGUAAUCCACGAGGAAAACCAAUGACAGAAAGUCACUUUAUUUGGAUCAUUUGUAUACUUUUGAUUGUUGGAUUCACUGCAAGUGUUUCAGGACAACCUCCUUUUUUUAUUGCCUUCUGUUUUGGGUUGGUCUUACCGGAUGGUCCUCCUUUAGGUUCUGUUCUCACAGAAAGGCUUGACACUGUUGGUUCUACUCUGAUUGUUCCAUCUUAUUGCACCAUUGUUGGCCUUAAAACUAGUCCUCGUUCAUUGGGAGAUUUCAAGUCACUCACCAUUGAGCUUAUCUUACUUUCACUCUAUCUAGGCAAGUUUAUGGGCACCAUCGUCUCCUCACUUCUUUUUCAGAUUGAAUUUGGGGAUUCUCUUGCAUUGUCUCUCAUCAUGUGCUGUAAAGGCCUCAUGGAUCUCUGCUUCCUCAACUUAUUAUUGAAUGUUAAGGCAAUAGGAGAGCAACCUUUCACCCUAGCUAUAUUUACCAUGGUGGUGGUAACUGGUUGUGCAAGUUUAUGUGUUUAUCUCAUGUAUGAUCCUUCAAGAAAGUGCAGAGGAUAUGUUAAAAAGACAGUUAGGAAUUCUCAGCCGGAACCAGCUCUGAAAAUACUUGCAUGUGUCCAUUAUGAAGAAAACGUAUAUCCAAUGAUUAACAUUUUGCAAGCCUCUAACCCCACAGAGGAUACACCAGUCUCAGUCUUUGUCCUUCACCUUGUGGAGCUUUCAGGCAGUGUUCUUCCCACACUCACAAAAGAUAAGAGUCCUAACAAGUCAUCUGAAGGCAUACACAACGUGUUCGAUCAAUUUCACAAGCACAACGAGGGUUAUGUAGAGUUGCAUUUCUUCACAGCAAAAACCCCAUUUGUAAGCAUGCCCUACGAUAUAUGCAACCUUGCAAUGGAGUUCAUGUCCAACAUUGUGAUUAUGCCAUUUCAUAAAUGGUUCACUGAAGGAAACAUCGAGUACUCGAAUGCUUCAAUCAAGACACUGAACCAACAUGUUCUAAAGAAAGCUCCUUGCUCUGUUGGGAUCUUCGCAGAUCGGAGUCAGAUCAGUGAGAAAGCAUUAGGGUUAUAUGAGAAGUUAAUCUGUGAAAUUGCAAUGAUCUACUUGGGUGGAGGUGAUGACCAAGAGGCAUUGUCUUUUAGUUUACGUAUGGCUCAACAUCCAAAUAUGAGACUCACAGUGUUUUGGGUUAGGGUUAACACGCAAAGCAAAUCAAGGAAAACGAAGAACCCUUACAUUGACUUGAGGGAACAAAUACGUUAUAGUAGUUGCCUUGAAGGCAAAGUAACGUUCAAGGAAGAGGUUGUGGAAGAUGGAGCAGAUACAACAAAAGCUAUUCUAAGAAUAGAGAAACUCUUUAGUUUGAUCAUAGUUGGUAAGCAUCAUGUGAAAGACUCUCCAUGUACACUAGGCUUGACAGAGUGGUGUGAACUUCCUGAGCUUGGUCCACUUGGAAACCUCUUAGCCACAUCAGAUUUUACAUGUUCAUUUUUGGUCAUACAAGAACAACCAAGGUGGUUUUGA
Molecule: messenger RNA, 2004 nt
Organism: Vigna unguiculata (cowpea)
Lineage: Eukaryota; Viridiplantae; Streptophyta; Magnoliopsida; Fabales; Fabaceae
Product: cation/H(+) antiporter 14-like
Biological process (GO): regulation of pH; proton transmembrane transport
Cellular component (GO): endomembrane system; membrane
Molecular function (GO): antiporter activity
Source: RefSeq, a predicted model, not a curated record